AUGAAGAGAUGGAAUUACACGUUGGUGAGUGAGUUCGUCUUCCAGGGUUUCUCCAACUUCCGUGAGCACCAGCUCACACUCUUUGUCGUGUUCCUUGCACUGUACAUUGUUACCCUUGCUGGCAAUGUCAUCAUUGUGACCAUCAUUAGCCUUGAUCGUCACCUCCACACACCCAUGUACUUCUUCCUCAGCAUACUGUCGGCAUCAGAGACCUUGUACACGCUCGUCAUAAUUCCAAGGAUGCUCUUCAGCCUUCUAGGCCUGGGUGAGCCCAUUUCCUUGGCAGGGUGUGCCACGCAGAUGUUUUUCUUCAUAACUCUGGCCAUCAAUAACUGCUUCCUGCUCACGGCCAUGGGGUAUGAUCGCUACGUGGCCAUUUGCAACCCCUUGAGGUACUCGGUUAUCAUGAGUAAGAGGGUGUGCCUCCAGCUAGUGUGGGGGGCUUUCAGCAUUGGCUUAAUAGUAGCAAUGACCCAGGUGUCCGCCGUGUUCAGGCUGCCCUUCUGUACCUCCCUGGUGGCCCACUUCUUCUGUGAUAUCCGCCCUGUGAUGAAGCUUUCUUGCAUCGACACUACUGCCAAUGAGAUCCUGACUUUGGUCAUCAGUGUGCUGGUGAUCUUGAUUCCCAUGGGACUGGUCUUCAUCUCCUACAUCCUCAUCAUCUCUACCAUCCUCAAGAUUGCCUCUGCUGAGGGCAGGAGGAAGGCUUUUGCCACCUGUGCUUCUCAUAUCACAGUGGUCUUCGUUCACUAUGGCUGCGCCUCCAUUGCCUACCUCAAACCCAAAUCUGAGAACACCAGGGAUGAGGACCAGCUGAUCUCUGUGACCUACACGGUCAUCACACCCCUCCUAAACCCCGUGGUGUACACCCUGAGGAACAAAGAGGUGAAGGAUGCUCUGUGCAGGGCCAUGGGCAGGAAACUUUCCUGA
This is a messenger RNA of Jaculus jaculus (lesser Egyptian jerboa), 930 nucleotides long. Its product is annotated as olfactory receptor 10J1-like. Gene Ontology annotation, biological process: G protein-coupled receptor signaling pathway. Gene Ontology annotation, molecular function: G protein-coupled receptor activity; olfactory receptor activity. Gene Ontology annotation, cellular component: membrane. The transcript has a single exon. The coding region runs from base 1 to 930 and encodes 309 amino acids. The record is from RefSeq and is a predicted model, not a curated record. NCBI's taxonomy places the organism in Eukaryota, Metazoa, Chordata, Mammalia, Rodentia, Dipodidae.